Cornus florida is the source of this 1907-nucleotide messenger RNA. RefSeq names its product protein NCA1. The record is from RefSeq and is a predicted model, not a curated record. Gene Ontology annotation, biological process: protein ubiquitination. Gene Ontology annotation, molecular function: protein binding; ubiquitin protein ligase activity. The transcript is spliced from 8 exons. Lineage: Eukaryota; Viridiplantae; Streptophyta; Magnoliopsida; Cornales; Cornaceae. Bases 282 to 1439 code for a protein of 385 amino acids.
UUAUUCCUCGUUUCAAGACGAAAUUACAUACAUAUACAUAUAGAUAUAUAUCUAUAUAAUUUCUCUCUCUUCCCCCUUCUCUAUCUCCCUUCGAUCCGGUUCACCGUUGAAGCUCUCAAUCAAAACCUUGAAGAAUUUCUUUCUUAUCAACAUUCUCUCUCUAUACACUCUUUCUCUAGGGGCUGGGAUACAACUCACCAUUGAAGUUCUCAUAGAAAAGUUUCAAGAAAUUGCAGAGCUUUUCUGCCUCAGCCAUCUUAUCUAAUCGGGUGUUGAUCAAGAUGACACCUGUUUGCCCUUUUGUCAAAGCUGCUCGACCUGAUGAUUCCUCUCAAAAAAAAUCUGCUGAAAGCCAAAAUAAACACCCAGCUGGGCAUGAAGGCAAGGCUAAACCAGAGUCUGCAGAAUCUGCCAGCAUUUCUCCAAAAUGUCCAGCUGGGCAUGAAGGCAAGGCUAAACCAGAGUCUGCAGAAUCUGCCAGCAUUUCUCCAAAAUGUCCCUUUGGGUAUGAUUCACAAACAUUUAAGCUAGGACCCUUUAGCUGCAUGAUCUGCCGAGCGCUUCUCUUUGAAAGCAGCAAAUGUGUACCUUGUUCCCAUGUAUAUUGCAAGGCAUGUGUAUCACGCUUUAAGGAUUGUCCAUUAUGUGGUGCUGACAUUGAGAAGAUUGAAGCUGAUACAAAUCUUCAAGAUGUAGUUGAUCGAUUCAUUGACGGUCAUGCGAGGAUCAAGAGGUCUCAAGUUAAUACAGACCAAGAGAAUGUAGAAGGUGAGAAGAAAAAAGUGAUAUAUGAGGAUGUGUCUCUGGAGAGAGGUGCUUUCCUGGUCCAGCAGGCUAUGAGGGCAUUUCGUGCACAUAAUAUAGAAAGUGCCAAAUCAAGACUUGGUCUAUGCGCAGAAGACAUUCGAGAACAGUUAGAAAGAAUGGGGAACACAUCAGAGUUGUGUUCUCAGCUAGGUGCAGUUUUGGGUAUGCUUGGUGAUUGCUGUCGAGCCAUGGGAGAUGCUGGUUCUGCAGUCUCUUAUUUCGAAGAGAGUGCCAAUUUCCUUCUGAAAGUGCCAACAGAUGAUUUGGAGAUCACGCAUACACUUUCUGUUUCACUUAACAAAAUCGGAGAUCUCAAAUAUUAUGAUGGAGACCUGCAAGCUGCAAGAUCUUACUAUUUUCGGUCUUUAGAUGUCCGUCGCGAUGCCAUCAAGCAACAUCCUAAUGCUUCAUCCCAGAUUCUAGAUGUGGCUGUUUCUCUUGCAAAAGUUGCUGAUGUGGAUAGGAAUCUUGAACAUGAGGAUUUGGCAACUGAUGGAUUUCAAGAAGCAAUAAAGUUGUUGGAAUCUUUGAAAUUAAAUUCUGAAGAAGUCGAUCUUGAACAACGGCGCCUUUCUGUGCUGGAGUUCCUUAAUAAGCAGCUCGCGGAGAAGCAACCUGAGUCAACACCCUGAGGUCAUGUUUCUUCCAAAACAGAGAAAAUGAUCAAGUAUAAUAAACAACCCUGUUUGUGUAUCCCUUUGGGCUUAAAUGUGCAUUAAUCACAAGGUUAUUUUGUUGAAAGCGAUUUCCUCAAAACAAGCGUCAUGUGUACAUGGGUUGAGAGUAAGUUAUAGGUGCUAAUUUCCACAUCUUCUCUAUCGAAUGCACCUCUAGCCAAGUCCUCAUUGACUCGGUGUUGCCAGUCGCCACACUACAUCUGCAUGUUAUAGAAGUGAUAAAAGAACCAAUGUCUUUGUCCUCCACAGUCAUCGUUGUUGUCUGCUCCACAGAACUAUACUACACCUUUUUGGUACUAUUAUGUUGUACUCCUUGAUGGGAUACAAGAUCAAUGUAUUCUCUUUUUCAUUUUAAUUUAGAGUAGCUAUAUAUUGUGAAUGGUCAAUUAAAUGUAUGAAGAAUGGCUGCUGCUUUUUUAUCAA